Molecule: messenger RNA, 4292 nt
Organism: Brienomyrus brachyistius
Lineage: Eukaryota; Metazoa; Chordata; Actinopteri; Osteoglossiformes; Mormyridae
Gene: larp1b
Product: La ribonucleoprotein 1B
Exons: 18
Coding region: 506-3085 (859 amino acids)
Biological process (GO): positive regulation of translation; mRNA stabilization
Cellular component (GO): cytoplasmic stress granule; cytosol
Molecular function (GO): RNA cap binding
Source: RefSeq, a predicted model, not a curated record
CAUUUCGGACUUCAGUGCAGCGCACUAGGGGCGGGCGGCGGCGCUGCGGCGCGUCCUGCCAGUAAAUAUACUUGUUUUUAGACUUGAUUUUUUUACAGCUACUCGGGUAGUUGUUUAACUAGCUAAUGAUAAUUUAUCUAAGGAUUUAGACUGGUUUUCACUGGGUAUUUACUUUGCCAGCGUAAGAUUAAGAAAAAAAACACGGUAAUUUUGAAGGCCGUAUAUUUUAAAUUGUUGUUAUUACUCCGUGUCUGUUUUAAGUGAAAUACACAGCGUCCACUUUCAGAGCUCGGGUGGUCGGCAUAUUUUAACAGGAAAGAGAAGCGAACUACGGGACGCCCGUGGAAGUUGAAACUAAAGGCGAGGUGACAGCGGACUGCAGACAGAAAACAGCCCGGGGUCUCAGACACCAGAGCAAGCAAAUGCGCCUGUGGAGGCACGGCUGACACGAGAGGAGGGGCGCCGAGACCCUAAAUCUGACUGCAGGAGCCGGGGGAAGGGGGUCAUGGAAACACGGGCAAUAGGCAGAACCAAGCCGGACCGUGCAGAAAAUGACGGCAGUGAAGAUCAGGGGGAGAGUUCAGGUGAAAAUAUCAUUGAAGCACCGACACCGAAAGUAAACCCUUGGACAAAGAGGCAGUGCGACUCCGAUGACACUAGAAACGCCAGCAUUCAGGAAUCAGGGAAGAAAAGUCCAACCAGAGUCAUUCGUGCUGGCAAGCCCAAAGCUAGGAAACCGAGCAAGCCAGGCGACUUCAGUGACAACAGCAACUGGCCCACACCUGCAGAACUUGCCCAAAAAGAGCAUCAAGACACCCUCAGCAAUCAAGCCAGGAAGGGACCCCUGGCACGACGGAACGACAGGGUGGAGAGCAAGACGGGUCACACCGAGGGCAAGGGGAACCAGGAGGGCAAGGAAGAGACAACCAAGGCGAAUACACAUAAUGGAGUAGUAAGGAGCAGAGGGGGCUGGAGGAGGGAACACAGGGAGGAUAAGGAUGAGGGUUCCAGCGUGCGUAGUGAUGAUGACACUGUGCGUGGAGGUUUCCGUGGGAGAGGCCGGGCUCACAGCAGAGGAAGAGGGCGCGAUCGAGGCAGUUCGCACAGCGCACACAGACACAGUUACAGCACCAGGGAGCCCCGUCCUCACGGAGCAGCCAUGCAGGCUCCCGCCGAGUACAACACCAACAUGAUGUAUUACUAUGACGACGGCACCCAGGUUCAGAUGUACACCGUGGAUGAGAAGUUACUGAAAGAGUACAUCAAGCGGCAGAUUGAAUAUUACUUCAGCCCAGACAACCUGGAGAGAGACUUCUUCUUGAGGAGGAAGAUGGACAAACAUGGCUUCCUCCCUGUCUCCUUGAUCGCCAGUUUCCGCAGAGUGCAAGCACUGACCACGGACAUCAACCUCAUCUAUACGGCUUUAGAGGGCAGUACAGAAGUGGAGCUGAUUGAGCAGAAGAUUCGCAGAAGAGCGGAGCCUGAGCGCUGGCCAAUCCCGGGCCUGCCUGCUGUGACCACGCCCCCUACUGACUUCUCUCAGCUUGUCCACUGUCCUGAGUUUGUCCCCAGACAAGGGCCUUUGGCUUGUCCCGCUUUGCCCCUCAGCCCCCCACCAUCCCGAGUGGCUGACGACACCCAGCUGACCCCUAGCCCACCCAGCAGCCUGACCCCCCCUUCUGAGGAGCCCUCCACCUGUCUGCCCACCCCAGGAAAGCCCGUGGACAACUCUGCAGUGGCGUGUCAUGCCAGCCAGGGGGAGCCAGAGCAGGAGGAGCUAGACUUCCUGUUUGACGACGAGAUGGAUCGACUGAAACUGCGCAAGGGCACCUUCUCCAGCUGCUCCGAGGACGACUCUGACUACGAGCUGGACGACCGCGACGUCAACAAGAUCCUGAUCGUCACGCAGACGCCCCCGCACCUACGAAAGCAUACUGGUGGGGGAAACCAUGUGACCCGCGCCAAGAUCACCCCGGACCAGGCCAAGGCCAUCAAUGACGGGCUGCACUGCUAUGAGCAGGACCUGUGGAUGGAGAAGAGCCAGGCAGACGUCCCAGGCAGCAAGGAGGAGAUGGAAGACUUCAAAACGUUACAUCUGGCCAGUAAAGAUGACGUCGUUCACCUGACUGGAGAAUCUCCUGUCAAUCAAAGACAGGAGGCCCUGCCCAGUGUUUCUCAGACAGGUGGCUCAGCCAGCAGCCUGAACGGUGGGGAAGCCCUGAUCGCAGGUGUGGCCCAGUCCCUUCCAGCCGCAGUGCCCAAAUCCCCCAAGAAGCCGUGUGCCGUGGGCACGCCCAGCCGGCACGAGCCAAGCAAGACGCCCCGCUUCUACCCCGUCAUCAAAGAGACUGGCAAUAUUGACAGAAAGACUCCUCGAAAGAAGAAGACGAGGCACAGCUGCAACCCCCCACUGGAGAGUCACGUGGGCUGGGUGAUGGAUGCGUGUGAACACAGACCUCGGAGCUCCUCGCUCAGUAGCUCCAGUGUAUCUCCCGCUGAUGGGCCCCCCCUGGUUGGGAGCCAGGGCUGCAGCCCUAGCUCUCUGCCUCAGUUCCAACACCCGUCCCACCGACUCCUGCAGGAUAACGGCUUCACACAGCAGGUUUACCACAAAUACCGCCGCCGAUGCCUGAGCGAAAGAAAACGGCUGGGAAUUGGUCAGUCGCAGGAAAUGAACACUCUGUUCAGGUUCUGGUCGUUUUUCCUGCGUGAUCACUUCAACAGGAAGAUGUACGAGGAGUUCAGGCAGUAUGCGCUGGAGGAUGCUAUGGAAAACCACAGGUAUGGGCUGGAAUGCCUCUUCCGCUUCUACAGCUACGGUCUGGAGAAGAGGUUCAGGAAAGACAUUUUUCAAGACUUCCAGGAAGAGACCCUGAAGGAUUAUGAGAAAGGUCAACUGUAUGGGCUGGAGAAGUUCUGGGCUUUCCUGAAGUACUCUCAAAGCAAGAACCAGCCAACUGAACCCAAGCUGCAGGAACACCUGGAGAAGUUCAAACACCUGGAAGACUUCCGGGUCGAUGUAAGGGUGUGUCUGUGCUCAGCCCCCUAUGGGAGAGGAGGCGGACAAAAGACGCUCAGGAGAUGAAGAGGAAAGCUCACAGACGCGGGCCCUUUCCUGUGCCCCCCCAGGCCCUCCAUCUGAGCCGAUCUGCUCCAAUACCCUGCUGGAGUCACCACACAAGAAAGGCGUGGACUGACUGAGAGGCCCAUCCUCCGUGAAAUCGGCCCCACGUGCCUGAAAUCGGGCAUGUGCCCUGCCUGCGAUGCCACAUUCGGCCUGAUGACGGCCCUGCUCUGAGCUUUCAAAGCAAGGCCUGUCUGUCUGCAGGCAACUGGGCUGACAGCGCAAGGAAUUUUUACUGUUUACCAUUUCAUCACUUAAUGACGUACUCAUUAGUUCAUUUCAUUUAUUAGAUGCAGUUAAUAUCAAAAUUAUAUGGCGGAGGAUUUUAAGGAGAUUUAAGGCUCAUUUACCAAGAAGUGUUUCAGGAUCUAAUUAAACAAACAUUUAUUUUCAGUGCUCAGGACGUUUAAUGCUUUCUUUUUAAAAGAAUGUGCAGUUCCGUUCACAUGUGAUUUUAUGCAUAUGACUAUGGUGCUGUUUGGGGUUAAAAUGCCCCCACAGGUAGUUAAAAGUGGACAUGGGGUUGCGCAUCAGGCAAACGUUCAGCUAUAUGCAAAUGUGCAAAUGAUGACCAGAGCAUAGAUUUUUUUUUGUGGUUGUUUGAGGUUGAAUGAUUUCGUUUUAAGUAAAAUGGUCCGAAAUUACAUAUUUGAACAAAGGAUAAGUAAAAAAAUGAUCCCAUGAAAAUCCCAUUAACAUCAGUCCCGCUCAGUGCACUUUAACAAAAUGUUCGCUAAUUCUUUAAACCCUUUAAACUCAUAAUUAUUAUUUUUAUUUGGGAUGUUCUGAUUUGUUAUGAAAUGGGUUUGCAAGUUCCUUAGAGGUUUUGCAUGGUGUUUAUAUAUUUAUUUAUGAUUUAAGCAAAUGAGCACGAAUGACAAGCUUGUUUUGUGUGACAUUAAGACCAUCAUAUGAAGCGCGCUAUGAAACAUGAUUAAGUGUGAUUCGUAUGAACAGGCUGCGAUUGUGGGCUUUAAGGCUGCCAAAUACCCAGUGUCACGUGCCCGAAGUCUUGGCGUGAAUGUUGUAUAUAGGAGCAAUAGUGUUGAGUUUUAUCUCUGAUUGUUAAAGGAAAUGUAUGUUUUCUGUGGUAUGCAUGUUAAUCUGAAGUAUUUUUUCUAAAAGUAUAAAAAAUGCUCAUUAAAAACAACAAAAUGAUUUUCAGAAA